Messenger RNA from Ziziphus jujuba (common jujube), 2157 nucleotides. RefSeq names its product COBRA-like protein 4. Gene Ontology annotation, biological process: plant-type cell wall cellulose biosynthetic process; cellulose microfibril organization. The transcript is spliced from 6 exons. Bases 440 to 1762 code for a protein of 440 amino acids. Gene Ontology annotation, cellular component: plasma membrane. The record is from RefSeq and is a predicted model, not a curated record. NCBI's taxonomy places the organism in Eukaryota, Viridiplantae, Streptophyta, Magnoliopsida, Rosales, Rhamnaceae.
AAUUAGUUUAAUCAUUUGUGUUAGGUUUCUGAUUAAUCUGAAAAAUUGCAAUAUUCAUGAGAAACCUGCAUAUAGUUUCCUGACUGUUGAGCUUUUGCAUUCAAACAUUCUAAUAUUCCCCGCGUGUUCUACCUCGCCUUUAUAAUCAAUCUUGUUUUUAUAAGCUUAAAUUGACACAUAUACAUAAAUAAAAAUAAAUAAAUAAAUAAACAAAUUCAAAUAAAUCAGACAAGAAAACGAGAUAAAGAAUAUCAUAUAUAAAGUAUCCACCAACCGCAGUUGUUAACCCUGCUAAUUAAGCUGCAUAUAUAUUUCUUUCAAUCUUUUUGUUUAACCAAGUUAUAUACAGACUCAUUGACCAUUAAAAAAAAAAAGGGUUAUAUACAGACUCUCUCCAUCCUUUUUUCUUCAGUUGAAAGGCCCCAAAAUUAGAAGAAGCAUGGUUUCAAGAAAGCAUCCUUGUGCAAUUGCAAUUGCUUUAUUCUUUGCUGUCAUGUUUUCUCAUGCAGCUGCAUAUGAUCCUUUGGAUCCAAAUGGGAACAUUACAAUCAAAUGGGAUGUCAUGUCUUGGACUCCAGAUGGCUAUGUGGCAGUGGUGACCAUGACCAACUUUCAAAUGUACCGGCACAUCAUGACCCCUGGAUGGACCUUAGGUUGGGUGUGGGCAAAGAAGGAGGUAAUAUGGUCAAUGGUGGGAGCUCAAGCUACUGAACAAGGAGAUUGUUCGAAGUUCAAAGGAACUAUCCCACAUUGUUGUAAGAAAAAUCCCACAAUUGUUGAUUUGCUUCCUGGAGUACCUUACAACCAACAGAUUGCCAAUUGCUGCAAAGGAGGUGUUGUGGCAUCUUGGGGACAGGACUCUUCUGCUGCUGUCUCUUCGUUCCAGGUGAGCGUUGGGCGAUCUGGAUCUUCCAAUAAAACAGUGAAACUCCCAAAAAACUUCACCUUGUUGGGUCCAGGUCCUGGCUACACUUGCAGCCAGGCUAAAAUUGUUCCAUCCACUGUCUUCCUUACACCGGACAGUCGACGAAAAACUCAAGCAUUGAUGACUUGGAAUGUGACAUGCACUUACUCGCAAUUGUUGGCUUCUCAGAAGCCAACAUGUUGUGUCUCCAUGUCUUCAUUCUAUAACUCUACCAUCACUCCUUGUCCUUCUUGUGCCUGUGGCUGUCAAAACAAACAGCAUUGUGUCAAUGCUACUGAUUCAAAGCUGUCAAGCGUUGUGGCAUUAAACAACCGUGCUAAAAGCAACUCCCCAUUGCUUCAAUGCACACAGCACAUGUGCCCCAUCCGAGUUCAUUGGCAUGUCAAGCUCAACUACAAGCAGUUUUGGCGAGUGAAGAUUGCCGUCACAAAUUUCAACUAUAGAUCUAAUUACACGCAAUGGACGCUUGUUGCCGAGCACCCCAAUCUCAACAAUAUCACCCAAGUUUUCAGUUUUGUCUACAAACCACUUGUCCCUUACACAUCCAAGAAUGAUACAGGAUUGUUCUAUGGAAUAAAAUUCUACAAUGAUGUACUAGUGGCAGCUGGGCCUGAUGGAAAUCUACAGUCAGAGUUGAUCCUAACCAAAGAUGAAGAAACAUUCACAUUCAAGGAAGGAUGGGCAUUCCCUCGUAAAAUCUACUUCAAUGGUGAUGAAUGCAUGAUGCCCCCACCUGAUUCUUACCCAUUUCUACCCAAUUCUGCACAUCGAAAUCUACUUUCACUCCCCAAGUUGGUUCUGAUCUUUAGCCUCCUUGCAGUUCUGGCCUUUUCCUGAUCAAUUUGAAUGGUUUCCAUGAUAAAUACCGUUACUACCUUCAUCACCAACAGGUAUGUGCAUAUACAUAUAUACAUAUACAUACACAUAUGCCAUUUUGAAGAGUAGAAGGUUCAGUUAGCUGGGGAGUGGUAAUGUUUUUUGAAUGUAAAAUUUGCAUGGUUCUAUAUAUAUAUAGAGAGAGAGAGAGAGGGAAAAGAAAAAAAAAAACAAAAAAAAAAAAAAAGGAAACCCCAAUAGUAUAUAAUCUUGCAAUUUGUUGUUAUUUAUUAUUGAAGGGGAAAUAAUGGGGAGAGAGAAAAAAAAAAAUUGUUCUUCUUAAAUUGUUGUAUACAAACAUCUUCAGGAACAUUUAUUUGUGUCACUAUCAGCAAAAUUCUAAAUUAUACUUUAAA